CCUGGGACACAGCAGCCUGAGCUAGGCACAGGCGUCCCCAGCAGGGCGCCCGUUGGCAUUGGCAUUGCCAUUACUAUUAGUAUUAGCUUCUCAGGUUGGCUUCUACUCAAUUGUACAUAUCAGCACAGACGUAAUACUGAUUGAUGUUUCUGAUUGGGGAGUGGUGUAUGCAAUCUGCUUGCCAGGCGGUCCUCAAUGUCGCCUGGUGUGUCUCGGGCUGCCGUCCUGACGUUUGCCGUGGUAGUCCUCGGGACAGGCGGUGGCAUUUUGUACAUCCAUGAGAGUCAGCAGACGGAGAGACGGAACCUGCAUGCUGGAGUCCUUCGAGACCAGCAGCUUCUGGCGAUGAAGGCAGAAGAGCAGAGGAAACAACUGGAGAUGCAGCAAGGAAGUGAUCCCAGGACCCUCGCGAAAGGAUCCCCGCCAGAACCUCUUACCAAGUGAAGGUCACCACCCACUCCAACAUGGACAGGCCGUCUCGUGCUCGUGCCAAGGGGCCUGACAAACGGGCCUCAGUCGGCGCAGCACUCAACCGUCCUAGUUCACUUCUUCCUGUUUCCUCCGCGCCUAGUCUGGAGCAAGAGGGAGCCUUGGGGCGCGAGCGGCACAUCGGGCCGCCUCGCACGCUGAACGUCUGGGACUUUGCGUCGGAGCGAGCGGCUGAGAUCAGCAGCCUAAACGAGGUUCUCAAGAGUCAGGGGGGAAAGGGCCUGUUCACACUGGCUAGGCAUCUACGGCGGAGGACUACCAGUCACAGCAGGCGGCAGUUCCUGUUCCGGCCCAAGAAACAGAAGGUGGAGUCGGAAAAGGAACUAGAGCAGGGAGAUGGGGGGGAAAGAAAGCCUCAGUCCAGGAAGGUGCGGCGGAGGGCAAUGCUGCAAGCAAUCAAGCGAGGGGAGGCCAAUGUGGGCCCUGACGGAGACAUCCGCCUGGAGACUCACGUGUGGCACGCCAAGCGCUUUGUCAUGGAGCAUCUCUGGGGCCACGUUUUGGCCGCCGGCCUCCCAGGACGAGGGCGUGGCUCGCGCUCUGUCCUCCGGGCAGCACGCUUUGCCGCUCUAGUUCACGACGCCACUUACGUGCAGCCGAUUCAACUAGAAGGCCCCCGAACGGCUGUCUUUGAGGUCCUGGAGUCGGUGUCCUCUUUUCGGCGAGCAGAUGCGGAAAACGGGUCAGCUAAACCGGGGAAUGAACCAAGGAGAGCGGGAGAAGAGGGGGGGGUGUUGGGGAGUGUAGCGUUCGAGGUAAUGUUACACAAGCAGGGGGAUUUUCCACUGGGCGCAAUUGCGCCUGCGACUUUGAUGUGGCGGCCCCAGAGGGGCCAGUGUUCCGGACCCGUAGCAAACGAGGCGGACAUGGAGGAAGACGGGGCGGGAGAUGGGGGGCUCCGUGAUGGUGACGUCAGCAUGGCUGCAGCGCCACAUGAGGAAGCGCUGGGCGACUACAUCCCUCUGGAGGGAUCGACUCCGACGGCCGAGGCGGGGCAGGCGGUUCCGUCUCGGACUCAGGACAUGUCUUCGGAACAGAGGAUCGCAGGCCUAGACUCUGGGCUGGUUGUUGGUAGGGAUCGAAGCGGGAAGAGAGAGAACGAUCCGAUGGAGGAAGAUGAGCGGGAAGGCUUUGGGGGCGCCGCUCGUGCUGACGAGGGUGGGAACGGGGAAGCCGCGGCGCAGUGUCUGGUGUGGGUGCACGCGGCGGCCUUUGACGAAGCGCUGGGUGUCCUUCAAGGGGCGUGUGCAGGGAUGGGUGAGGGGAGCGCCCCCGGGUUUCCAAGGGUGAGGUGCCGGUCCAGGAAAGGCGAGUUCGUGCGAUUGGACGUCAUGGGUGCCGAGACCCGUACCGUCCUCUCGAAGGUCCUUCGGCCAAUCCGGAGCGGAACAUCGUCCCCGGGCGCUGAUGUGUUUGAAUCAGACGGUGCCACGUGGCAGCGGCUGGUCAGUCCAGCCACUCUUGCUCGUUUUCCUCCUCGAGCAGUCCUCUCGCUGACGGUCGAGGACCCCAGGCACCAACACGAGGACGUCAGCACGUUCGCGCAACCGGAGCUUGUUCCCUCCCUUACGGAAAUUGGGCCAGAUGCAGAUUUGCCCCCAGGCUUCGCUAGCCCGCUCUUUUCUCCUACGCAGCCCACACCGAAUAUGCGCAAGUCUCCUUCCGAUCAUCUGUUACAGUCCCCAAGACCCACACCACCCCUUUUCCAAUCAACGGACGUUAGACCCCCCUCCAUUGAUCCUAGGGAGAAAGAAUUGGCCCCCUAUGCAGCGGCAAUGGGGGCCGACUACCCCCUGCUCUGGGACCCCCCCAGAACACCGGACGGUAAGCCUUUGUGGCCCAAACCGGUGAGCAACACCCUUCUAGGUGACCAGCGGAGACAGGCAAGAUUAGCUAGCUUUGGGCUGCCCCCGGAGUCCCCGGGGCCAGCCAGGGGGCGGGGUAGAGGUCGAGGGGGGGUGUCCGGAGACCGGGGAAAGGGCGGGGAAGCCGAAAGCAAUGGGCGGACUUCUUCGUGCUGUCCAGUGUGGCUCGUCCAACGGCCAGCCGAUGCGGAGUUUGCAGCAGGGUGGACCCUCAUCGUGCCGUCCGGCUGGGCCCUGCCUUUCUGGGUGCCGCUUAUCUACGCUGGCGCACACGCGGUGGGACAGCGAGAGCGAAAUUGGGUCGUGACUGAGGCUGGGACUCCCGUCUUUCCGGACGACUACCCGGACUGUCCUGCGUACGCCCGCACAUGGCGAUUGAGGCACCAAAAGCUCCUCGACGAGUACGCCAAAAAGCCUCCCGCCAAGCGGCCCGCCGAGCCGCCUCCGCUGCCGAACUGGGACUCAGUCUGCAGCACCGGGGCAAGGGAACCGCCGUCUGAUCAGUCGAUGGGUGGACAAGCGCCCGAAGCGAGUGCGCGAACCUCAUACUUCGUGGCACGGGACCGAGCGACACUUGCGACAGCUACAGGGGUGGCACGUGAGAAUGUCGCGUCCGAUAGGGACCGGGGACGGAGAACCAAAGGCGUGAGGCAGGGUUUGAAAGCCGGAAAGCUGACGUGGAAAGCCGUGGGAAGUGUGCCUGAGAUUGGGGCUCUGCCCAGGGAGCCUGCUGGGGGGGCUUGCUGCCUGGUCGAAGCGCUGCUUAAGAUGCCCCGGAAGGGAGUCCCCGAGGAGGGAGCCGAGAUCCUGGUUCCGACACAGGACGACUUCGACGCGUGGUGCAAAUCGCGGACGUGGCAGGGGGUAGAACUCCCGCGAGAACGGGGGAGGGGACGAGGAAACGAGCUUGCUCAAGCGGGGCCUAACCAAAGUAGGCCGGUAAUGGGUUAUGUAAUUUCGCCGAGUCCCCCCUCAGGCAGCGCACAGAGCCGGGCGUUUGUAGUGUGUCAGGCGUCCACCUUUCAACGCUUAAGGGCGAGGCAAUACUCUGAGAGAGCGGCUGGUGGGGACGCACAUGUGUUUGUGCUGGUACAUAAUUGCGGCUCGAACAUGGGGAGGCCGGGGCUGCUGAGCUUAAAGCUGGACCAGGAAUGAAUGUACGACAGACUGACGACCUGCAACCGUCCAUAUGAUUGUCGGCCUCGACUGUCUCUGUAGAUUAAGCUCUAGCUCAGGCUGUGCCAGGCGAAGUUGCCUAGCCACCGAGGCGGCGCGCCAGCUGUUUGACCUCAACUUAUUAAUCGUAGUCCAUCCUCGCAAUCGUACAUCCGAAGCGCUAUAUCUGGUUGCGCGCGCAUUCCUGGAGGUACUGCACUGAGUGAUCGUUGCGCAAGCAUUGCCUGGAAGAUCUAA
Klebsormidium nitens is the source of this 3767-nucleotide messenger RNA. The record is from the annotation of a GenBank genome assembly. NCBI's taxonomy places the organism in Eukaryota, Viridiplantae, Streptophyta, Klebsormidiophyceae, Klebsormidiales, Klebsormidiaceae.